CUUUAAUAAUAUUUAUCCAAACGUAUACCAGUUCCUCUUACCCGUCAGAAAUUAGCCCUUUGAGUUCAAAGGAAUCAUCAAAUGGCCUUGAAUGUUAGCAGUGCAUGUUUCUCAGUUUUCAGUUACAAGAAAGUUAUCAGGAUAAGAGCUGUUGCUUCUGAGGAUUUUGCGUCUGCUGCUGCUCUCAAAACUGAAGAAGAAAGCAAGGUGAAGUUAGGAGGGUCAGAGCUCAAAGUGACAAAGCUUGGAAUUGGAGCUUGGUCAUGGGGUGACAACAGUUACUGGAACAACUUUGAAUGGGAUGAGAGGAAGUUGAAGGCUGCUAAGGCUGCUUUUGAUGGCAGUAUUGAUCGUGGUAUAACCUUUUUCGAUACAGCUGAAGUUUAUGGCUCUUGGCUGUCCUUGGGUGCCAUCAAUUCUGAAACUCUGCUGGGAAGAUUUAUAAAGGAAAGCAAAGUAAAGAAUCCUGGUGUGGAAGUUGCUGUUGCAACAAAGUUUGCAGCUCUGCCUUGGAGGUUCGGUCGUCAGAGUGUCCUCAAUGCACUCAAGGAUUCAAUUGGUCGGCUUGGGCUUUCAUCAGUAGACCUUUAUCAACUCCAUUGGCCUGGUGUUUGGGGAAAUGAAGGGUACAUUGAUGGUCUCGGUGAUGCUGUUGAGCAGGGCCUAGUGAAGGCUGUUGGUGUCUCAAACUAUAAUGAGAGGCGACUUCGGGAUGCUUAUGAGAAACUUAAGAAGAGAGGAAUUCCACUAGCCUCGAACCAAGUAAAUUACAGUCUCAUAUACAGGGCACCAGAGCAAAAUGGAGUAAAGGCUGCAUGUGAUGAACUUGGGAUCACUUUGAUUGCAUAUUGUCCUAUUGCACAAGGUGCCCUUACAGGGAAAUAUACACCAGAAAAUCUACCAACUGGGCCUCGAGCCAAGAUUUACACUCCAGAGUUUUUAACUAAGCUCCAACCUCUCCUUAACAGAAUUAAGGAAAUAGGAAAGAACUAUGACAAAACUCCAACUCAGGUUGUGCUCAACUGGUUAAUAGCCCAGGAGAAUGUAGUGCCAAUCCCAGGAGCCAAAAAUAAUGAACAAGCUGAGGAAUUUGCAGGUGCACUUGGGUGGAGACUAAGCAAUGAAGAAGUUGAUGAGCUACGCUCACUGGCUUCAGAAACAAGUCCUGUUAUCGGUUUCCCUGUUGAGAGCCUAUAAAGCUUUUCGCUCCAAAUAAGAGCAACUUCAGUCCUGAUUGUCAAUCAAUAGUAUCAAUAACUCAUUUCCUAUUAUUGGUUCCUCCGUCUCUCUGCCUGUUUGUCAGCUACGAUAUCACGAUGUAUGUGUUGGUUUGGGUGCAUUUCUUUGUAGCAUUCCACUCAAUUUUUGUGGAAAACAAUCUGCAAUCAUUUUGCAGUUCCUCUAAUAUAAACCAAUUUAAACUCUUUAACUUGCUUCUGCAACAAUUCAAUAUCCUGAAUAAUCGGAUCUAAUCUUCUUCUUCUUUUGACUGUCUAUGGCAUCACUUGCCGAGUAUCCGUUUGUACAAUUACCUUCUGAAAUUCUUCCUUCAUAGUAAGCAUUACCCCACUCUUAACAUCUAAAGCCUCAGCUAAACCCUAAAUCCAGUGUCUCCACCUUCUGACGAAGGGGACACAUAGGAUUCUCCACGGUUCUCUUUUGCUAGGUUAGCCGGGACAGCCGAGGAAUUAGAACACAAUCUUGAUUGCCUGGUGUCCUGAAUUAAUAAAAUAGGAUGCUUGUUGCUCAGAAGCCCAAGCCAAUUUAUCCUCUACUCCUAUUGGACAGAUAGGAAUAUUUUGGAUUGCAACCUUUGCUUCCUAAGUAAUCCAAUCUCCUAUUGCUUCCAUAUUCCAAAUCCCUUGAUCCCUAUCAAUCCAUUCUGCAACUUUCUCAGGCUGAGGCUCUACUUGCCCCUCCUUUUACUUAUUCCCAUCA
Messenger RNA from Durio zibethinus, 1938 nucleotides. NCBI's taxonomy places the organism in Eukaryota, Viridiplantae, Streptophyta, Magnoliopsida, Malvales, Malvaceae. The record is from RefSeq and is a predicted model, not a curated record.